AUGGCCACCACACUCAGCUCUCAUCACACUCAAGCUCCCCAUGAGCUCCAGAGCUCCCUUGAUCAUUCCUCCUCAAGUCCAAAAAUCGACUUGAAUCUCUUCCCCGACGGGCUCAAAACAACUGGUCAACACGCACCACUCCCGGAACACCUUCACCCAUUCGAAGAUUUCCCUUCCGAGAUCACUGGCCGCACAGUCUGGAAAGCUGAAGAGUACAAAGACCAUCCCGAGAAAUGGGUUCAUCGGUUCACAGUCGCUGAGGUUGAGGAAUUGAGCUCUGCGGCGGAUCGGUUUAUUGCUGCUGGUACUCCGUUGACUGGUAUCUCCCAGAAAAACUUCAUCCUCCCCACUCUCGGACCAUAUCUCUACAACGAACUGCGCGACGACCUGCUCAAUGGCAAAGGCUUCAUUCUCUUCAAGGGUCUACCCGUCACGGAAUGGGGAAAUCACAAAUCGGCCGUUGCAUACAUGGGCCUCGGUACAUAUCUCGGCUACUUUGUGAGUCAGAAUAGUCGCGGUCAUGUCUUAGGGCAUGUCAAGGAUCUCGGCGAGGAUCCCACCAAGAUCGAUCAAGUGAGGAUUUAUAGGACCAAUGCUCGUCAAUUCUUCCAUGUAGAUGACUCCGAUAUCGUCGGUUUACUCUGCAUUGCUCGCGCGCUGGAAGGCGGAGAAUCCGAUUUGGUCUCCUCUCACCACGUUUAUAAUGUGCUCGCCAAAGAACGGCCAGACGUUCUCAAAACACUGACGGAACCAAAUUGGUAUUUUGAUCGAAAGGGGGAGACGUCGAAAGGUCAGGAAGAAUAUAUCAAGACGACUGUAUUUUAUCUCGAGAGAACGGAAGAGAAUCCCCGUGUUUACCUCAAAUGGGACCCCUACUUCGUCCGCUCACUCACUCGCUUCUCUGACAAGGGCAUAAUCCCACCUUUGUCAGACAAACAACUAGAAGCCCUGCGCGUGCUCGAAGAGACCGCUCAACGCCUUUCGCUACACAUGAUCCUCGAAGUCGGCGAUAUCCAAUUCUUGGCCAACACACAUAUUUUACAUGCUCGAACCGCGUACAAGGACUUUGCGCCACCAGCACCAAGGCGGCAUUUGAUGAGGUUGUGGCUUGCGACGCCGGAGAGUGAAGGGGGUUGGAAGUUGCCGUUCUGGGACAGCGAUGAGAAGAAGCGUGGUGGAAUUCAGGUUGAUGAUCAGCCGCCUGUUGCAUUGUUGGAUGCUGAUUAG
Molecule: messenger RNA, 1227 nt
Organism: Talaromyces amestolkiae
Lineage: Eukaryota; Fungi; Ascomycota; Eurotiomycetes; Eurotiales; Trichocomaceae
Exons: 4
Coding region: 1-1227 (408 amino acids)
Molecular function (GO): oxidoreductase activity
Source: RefSeq, a predicted model, not a curated record